CAAGCAACGUGCACUAGCGGCGAGAUCGUGGCCUCUUGGCACGCCAGCCGAACGUUCAUCGUGGCAGCAACGACGUCAUCCAACUCAAGGCACGACGGCAUGGCCUCGACCUCCCUACAUGGAGAUGCACAUGAUCACAACGGUAGCCUCGGCGACGCCCACGGUGUGAACUGCUCCAUCUUUCGCUCUGCGACAACCAGAGCCAAACGCGAAACGCGCCGGCGGACACACAAGUCGCUGAAGCGCAUCGGCGCCAUCGAUGGGAGGAAGUGCAAGCAUGCACAGAUUGGCAGCUUGCAACGACUAGGGCAGCAAUCAGGGUUUCCGAUGGACAUAACGUCAUGGACUUGGUCCAGAGCGGUGCCUAUCUUGCUCAGUUGGAAGAUCGGCCCCACUGCACAACACGUGAUGCUCGAAGCACACCAAAUGGACCCUAUGCCAACACCUGGGGACCCACCUGUCAAAUGCUGCGCCAACUUGCUCGCCUGGAUUCCUCACUCUCAAAAGAAAGGAAAAGACCUGCUUGCCUAUUUUGUCUUUUUAAGGGCUCUGCCUGGCCUCUUAUUCUUUUGUGAUGGCAUGCAGAGGAGAUAUACACUUGGGGGCUGCGCUCACAUGCCACACGACCCCCAACAUGAUAGUGUCCAACACACGGAGGAGAACUUGCUGGCCUAUUUUGUCAUUUUCCUUUUGUUUUUUUGUGGUGGCAUGCAAAGAAGAUAUACACUUUAGGGUUGUGCUCAUGUGUGGCGCGGACCCCAACAUGACAGUGUCCAAUACAUGGAAGAGAAGCUAUUGCGGCCCACACUUGCAAAGCUAACAACCCUUUCUUGGAAACUUCCUUUACUCUUUUUGUUUGGAAUUAUACUAUGAGAGUUUUUGUCUUCUUUGAAGGAAACGAUGAGAGUUAUGAACAAAUGGACAAGCAUACUUGCACCAUCCCUUCCUUCACCCUUUCUUCUUUUCUUUAUUUCUUUCUUUACGCUUCUCUUUCCAACAACCAACACCAAGAAAAGUUGUUGACUCCUGAUAUUAGUCAAGGUAACAAU
Triticum dicoccoides is the source of this 1049-nucleotide messenger RNA. RefSeq lists its product as uncharacterized. The transcript has 2 exons. The record is from RefSeq and is a predicted model, not a curated record. Lineage: Eukaryota; Viridiplantae; Streptophyta; Magnoliopsida; Poales; Poaceae. Bases 100 to 732 code for a protein of 210 amino acids.